Molecule: messenger RNA, 469 nt
Organism: Herpailurus yagouaroundi (jaguarundi)
Lineage: Eukaryota; Metazoa; Chordata; Mammalia; Carnivora; Felidae
Product: mitogen-activated protein kinase 15-like
Exons: 3
Biological process (GO): protein phosphorylation
Molecular function (GO): protein kinase activity; ATP binding
Source: RefSeq, a predicted model, not a curated record
GCCUAUCCGGAUCGGGCGGGGCUUGGGCCGUAGAUCCCGCCCCACGCCAGCGCCGCGGAGGCGCAAGGGAGGGGUAUCACCACGCCCCCCCCCCCCCCCAGUUUCCAAGGCAACCGGGUUCAACAGUUUCGGUGCUGCCGGCGUCUGGAGGCCCCCGGGCGCCCACCGGUCGGCAUGUGCGCCGCGGAGGUGGACCAUCAAGUUGCCCAAAGAUACCUGCUCAAGCGGCGGCUGGGGAAGGGGGCCUACGGCAUUGUGUGGAAGGCAGUGGAUAGGAGGACUGGCGAAGUCGUGGCCAUCAAGAAAAUCUUCGAUGCCUUUAGGGAUAAGACGGACGCCCAGAGAACAUUCCGGGAAAUCAUGCUGCUCCAGGUGAGCAGCCCAGGCCACCUGGCAGCCCCUCCAGGUGCAGGUUCUCCCAGCAAGGUGGGGGGGGAAACCCAGAUCUGCGUCCCCCCCAAAGCACACA